Messenger RNA from Lytechinus variegatus (green sea urchin), 2474 nucleotides. RefSeq lists its product as uncharacterized. Gene Ontology annotation, molecular function: zinc ion binding; ubiquitin-protein transferase activity; protein binding. The coding region runs from base 518 to 2407 and encodes 629 amino acids. Gene Ontology annotation, biological process: positive regulation of DNA-templated transcription. The record is from RefSeq and is a predicted model, not a curated record. Gene Ontology annotation, cellular component: chromatin; nucleoplasm. NCBI's taxonomy places the organism in Eukaryota, Metazoa, Echinodermata, Echinoidea, Temnopleuroida, Toxopneustidae. The transcript has 2 exons.
UCGAUAAAGUCGUGAUCUUUACUAACACCUGUCCGACAUGCUUUGCGCGCAGAUGAAUUACUCUCAUGUGCCCUAAAAUGUAUGGCUAUGGAGACCACUGACCCCCAAAAUUAAAGUCGCCCUCUACAGUUUAAAAUAAUGCUCAGUGGCAUGGUGGGAAAACCCACUUCCAUUUUCAUCCCAGUACCAAGUUUAUAGUGACUAGUGUGUGUGUUUGAUGAAAUUUCAAUUCGAUCGCCAUUUUGCCAUUCGUUGUAUUACCCACAAAGUUGAAUAAAGAAGGAGUCAUUUUGUUAUCGAAAUAUUCCCGGAAGUAGGUCGCACAUAUCUUCGUCCAUAUAGCAUGUAUAGCUUUCGCCAAUGCUGUUGAUUCUAAACACCGACACUUAAAUAAAACUCCGACCACUUCGACUUGUCGAACUUAAUAGAUUUGUGCGCGGAUUGUUUUUUUAUUAAUAUUUUGUUUAUCUGUCUUUUCCAUUGAGCUCACUUUUACUGAGCAAUUUUAUCAACGAAAAUGGCUGAGAAGGCUAAAGAAGAAGCAUCAAACUAUCCACAGAACUUGACAUGCCCGCUAUGCCUUGAUGUAUUCGAUGAGGCUACCAUCCUCACGGCAUGCGGCCAUACCUUUUGCCGCAAAUGCCUCAGGAACUAUGAUCAAGUUCAUCAAGAGCUCGACCACAUGAUCUGUCCUCUCUGUAGAGAAAUCACCAAGUUGUCUGCUAACCGGGUCGAUGAUCUCCGCCUCAAUGUGUCCAUCAACGGAUGCGUGGAUGAUUACCACGCCAAGCGUGGAGGGAUGAAUACUGUCCUUCAGAUGAAUCCAAAAUGCACCGGUUGCAAGACUCAGCAAGAUGCUGUCUCUUACUGCAGAACAUGUAAUAACUACUUGUGUGAUAUGUGUUUGCAUUGCCAUCAACAUCUCACAGGACUCUUUGAAGGUCAUGAAAUUGUCUCCAUAGAAGAUAUCAUCAAGGGAAAUGUAAAGAUUGGUUAUCUAUCCGAGAAAUGCGCCACCCACAAACAAGAAGACAGAGAUUUGUUUUGUGACGAAUGCAAGGUCCACGCCUGUCUCAAGUGCGUUGUCGUUGCCCAUAAAAAUCAUGACGUCAAGAAUCGCAACGACUUUGAGCAGGAGCUGCAGUCCAAGGUAAACGACCUUGCUCAGCGCUGUGCCGAGAAGAAAACAGAACUGGAAAAGAACAUACAGAAUGUAGAAGUACAACGCCACGAGGUACAUACUGCCGUGCAGAAACUAUUGGAUGAUGUCAAGCAGGCCUACACCAUCAAAGUCAAAGAGCUGGAAGAAAAUCUUAGCAAACUCGAAGAGCAAUUAAUCGCUUUAAAACAGAGCUUCGAUGAUGACCUUGAUGUGUUGAAAUCAAAAGAUCGACAGAGGAUCAAGAGUAUCUGUAGUUCGAUCACACUGGUAGACAAUGACAGACUUGGUCAUCUCGAGACAGACAGUCUGUCUGUUCAUGUCUUACUCUGUGAGGAGCUGGAUGCUAUGCUCAAAGAAGCUACUGAUUACAUGUCUGUGGCAGCCAUUACCAAGGAUGCAAAGGAAACGAAGUUCAAGCCCGCGGAUGAUGAUCGUCUUGACCUUGGGCGUAUAUUAAGAUUUACCGAUGUGCAGAUUGUUAAAUGCGUAGAUGUACGGGGGAGUAUUGCAGGAAUGACGCGAUACACUGAUGACAGUGUUGCCAUUGGAUUUGAAAAAUAUCAUGAUAUUGAUAUCACUGAUUCAGCUGGCAAUAUUAAGAAGCAUGCAAAUAUCCCGAGUAACACGGUUUUCCACGAUCUUGCAUUUUUGCAAGACGGAUCACUCUGUUGGUCUUUGAGUAAUUCAAAGGCACAAAUAUAUUCUCUCACUGGUUCCCAGAAAUCAGUCAUACAAGUGAGGGACAGAGGACAUCGCCUGAAGAUAACCACCAGUCCAUCAGCAGAUGAAAUCAUCAUUUCCAAUGGUGGAAAUGAAAUAUAUAUCUAUGAUUCAACGGGAUCCACUCUGAAACACACUGUUCCAACAGGACACAAGAUCCGUCAGGCCUCUGCCACCAGGUCUGGUAAGAUUAUCACCAGUUCAUGUGACCUUCAGAAUCCAAGCGUGGUGACGGUUUAUGACAGGGAUGGUAAUGCUGGCAAGUCACUACAAGCUCCAAAUGGUGUCUACCUGUAUGCUGCCGUGGAUAAGCAGGACAGGGUGUAUGUAGCAAGUGUUAAUUUUAGGAGCAAAAAUGUCGUGAUCAGGCUCUAUGAUCUUAAUGGUCUCAAUUUAAUAGAGGGAUAUGAGUUUAAUGCUCUUAAGAUGACAUUGGGCAGUUACUAUUGUUAUUUAGUAUCAGUCUCAAAAGACUUACUCGCUUUUUCUUGCUACUAUAAGUUAUAUUUUGUCAAAUUACUUUGAUCAAACGGAACUCACAAUCUUUUUGUAAAGGUCUACAUUGAAGGUACCUUUAAUCUUGUAAGAAAUA